AUGCCGUUCAUGCCAGUGAAGUUCGACCUGCCGAAGCGGGUGAAGCUCGCUCAGGGUCUAUGGAUGCUUUACUGGUUCUCGGUCAUGGUGGGGAUCCUCAUCUUCAGCCUCGGUAUCUUCUUUAAGAUUGAGCUUCGGAAAAGAAGUGAGAUGAUGGACAACGACGAGAGUCAUUUAGUGCCCAACUUGCUGAUCUUGAUGGGCAUGGCGGCCUGUGGGCUCAACGCCUUUGGUGGUAAAGUGUGCCACGACUCUCUGGACCCCAUGAAGUUUGCCAAGUGGAAGCCGAUGCUGAAGCCAUACCUGCUGAUGUGCUGUGGCUUCAAUGGGCUGCUGCUGCUGACGGCGGUGCUCUGCAUCCUUAUGCAGUUCGCCAUGUACCUGACACUGGCUGAGGGACUGAAGAAUAGCAUCAAGUUCUACAAAGACACGGACACGCCGGGGCGCUGCUUCAUGAAGAGGACACUGGACAUGACGCAGAUUGAGUUCCGCUGCUGUGGGAACAACAACUACAGGGACUGGUUCGAGGUCCAGUGGAUCAGCAACCGCUACCUGGACAUGAGCAACGAUGAGGUUAAAGAUCGUGUCCUCAGUAAUGUGGAGCAGAAGUUCCUGAUGGACAGCGUCCCGUUCAGCUGCUGUAACCCCGGCUCCCCUCGGCCCUGCAUCCAGCAUCACCUGACCAAUAACUCCGCCCACUACGACUACGACCACCGCACAGAGGAGCUCAACAUCUGGACCCGGGGCUGCCGCGAAUCCCUCUUCGCCUACUACAGCAGCAUAAUGAACGGCAUCGGAGCGCUCGUCCUUGCCACCAUCUUCUUGGAGUCGGCAGACAUGGCGGGGUUAAAGUACCUCUGCACAGCUCUGGAGACGAUGACCGACCCGGAGAACCCAGAGUGUGAGAGCGAGGGCUGGCUGCUCGAGAAAGGCGUGAAGGAGACGUUCGAUGAGCUGCUUUCCAAGAUGAAGACGCUGGGGAAGACCAACCAGGUGGAUGAAGGCGGGGAGGGGCAGGAGGCCACCUGA
Messenger RNA from Scomber japonicus (chub mackerel), 1029 nucleotides. RefSeq names its product peripherin 2b (retinal degeneration, slow) (gene prph2b). Gene Ontology annotation, cellular component: membrane. The record is from RefSeq and is a predicted model, not a curated record. Bases 1 to 1029 code for a protein of 342 amino acids. Gene Ontology annotation, biological process: visual perception. Lineage: Eukaryota; Metazoa; Chordata; Actinopteri; Scombriformes; Scombridae. The transcript is spliced from 3 exons.